Messenger RNA from Paecilomyces variotii, 2820 nucleotides. RefSeq lists its product as hypothetical. The record is from RefSeq and is a predicted model, not a curated record. NCBI's taxonomy places the organism in Eukaryota, Fungi, Ascomycota, Eurotiomycetes, Eurotiales, Thermoascaceae. Bases 1 to 2820 code for a protein of 939 amino acids. The transcript has a single exon.
AUGACUACGAGAGCCUCAUACGACGCGAGAGGUCGGUUGAGACGUGCCAAAUCCACAUCUUCAGUUCAGAAACGCCGUCAGAUACCUCCACUACCAGAGCCUCUAGAUCCUGUAACCGCCAAACAUCAUGCUAUGGUAGCAGCUUCCCGUGCAUUCCAGCGCGCAAGUGAGAGAUCCUCAGGCGAUUCGCGCGGAUCGUGCGACUAUACGAAUGGAAAUGAGGCCAUUGCCUUUACUCAAAGACAUCGUCCCCCGAGUAUACGGUUUGCGGAUGAGGGACGUUCUGUAAGCCAAAUGUCAAUAGCCAGCAUAUCGCCCUCUAUACCGUUUACUGCAGGCUCUGUUGCAGAUGGCACUACUUCCCCGAGUAUCUUGCCGCCGAUCAGCGAGUUCCAAGGACUGGAUGGCGGCGAUUCUUCUGUUCCUUCAUCUUAUCGACGUCUUCGCAAGGCUAAAUCGAUGUUCUCCACUAGACAUCGUACAUUCGAUUUCACCGACAGUCGAACGGCAGGCCUUGCAAGCGGAAGUCACGUACAAAAGGAAGGAUCCGGGGAUCAUCCUCAACAUGGAAGUCUGAGGCGGUCUAUGUCCUUCUUCAAAGGAAGAAACCAACAUUCUCAACCGUUGAGGCAUACUAAAAGUCAUGAUGCAGCCAUACAGCUGGCCCGCGAUCAGUACUUGAGGGAUAUGGAACACCAAGGGGAACAACGCCGGUCAUCCCUUCUUGCCCUGAAACACAGGCGAGGACAAAAGCCACUGAGGAAGACGAUUAGAGCCUCUAGUGAGUCUGGAAGCGCGCUCGACUCUGUCCCUUUCUGGACGGAACAAACAGGAAGAGGUCUCCGUUCGAAAUUCCGGACUCUGUCAGUAUCUACAAUAAAGAACGGAUUGAAACGUGUAUUCGGGCGAGCAACUUCUACCGAGCAAAAGCUUCCACAUCAGAAUCUGUACUCUCCUCAGUCACAGUUUGGUGAUUACAUCUCGACACGAAGAGAAGCAGAUACCGGCGUCUUGCCAGAGACCCCAACCGAAAAUAACUAUUCUGAGGGUGCGCCUUACGAGUACUACCGUGAUUCUAUGGAGAGUCGUGUCAGCGAAGCACCAACCGUGCGAAUGAUGAAAAGCUCUGAGAGUCUUUGCACGUCGAAUUCACGUGUGACAAGCUGGACAGAUUCCACUGCAGCCAAUACCAUUGCGACCAGGAACCCGGUCGACAGCAAUCAUUUGUGUAUCAUCCGAGAGUACGGAGACCCUGCGCAGUCGUCUGGGUUUACUACGCCAGAAGGCUAUGUUAGACGUGGAUAUUCUGCAUUCAGCAAACCGUUAAGGGCAAGGCCCAGCGCUCACAAACUGGAUGGCUCCGUCGAUACUCAACGUGUUUACUCCGCGUUGAUGAAACGUAUCGAUAAUAAUGCUCUACAGCAAGAUGAGCAGAUACUUGUUGGCAGUGUUCCAGGGGGCCAACCCAUCCCCGAAAGAGCUUCAUCUGUCUACUCUUUGCGCAGUAGCCGUAGUAUUCGUCAGGUGCCAAGUGAGUCGUCGAUGAAAUCGACAACAUCAUUUUUCACAGCCAAUGUACGGCCCUUCAGCACACAAAGCCCAUCUCCUGUGCGGAACCCUUAUUCGGGAGGUCAAAACCGAGUGCAACACAACGAGCGUCAGAGCAAUACAUCUCACUAUCGAUCAUCCCGACCUCUAAGAGAAUCUGGGCCCACGUUCUUCCCAACAUCUCCUUGCGACAAACCGGAAACACCGAGCCCAUACAGACGGGCCAUGGCUUCGAUGGAUAGAGCACGGGAUUAUUCUGAUGAUGAUUCUGGAAGCGUUAUCGUCUCUAGACUCGUCCAUGGAGAGAUCGAACCGGACUCUCCCAGCGUAUACUCCAGGACAACAGGUGGUAACAGCCCUAGGCAGCAGGGGCCAAUGGUGCAUGUCGAUAAUUCACCUAGAUCUUCAGAUGCGCGAGGUAUGGCUACGAUAUUCGAAAGCCAGAGGACAAAAUACGUUUCCCCAAGAAGAGUGACCAGUUCUCAGCCUCCCGUUGUGUCUAUUAAACCAAGCGGAGAUUGGCAAUCCUGGAUGAGCUCUGAGAUGGCUAGAAUUGACAAGCACAGUUGUGGCGCACCACUGGGCCAGCCGCUAGCAAGAGAACAUUACAGGGAAGAUACGCAAAUCGACGACCAGGAGCCUCAGCAUCCUGAGAGCCUCAUAGGACAUGAGGUUUCCAAGAGCCGGAAUCCUCUCGAAGAACUGCAGAUUCCGGUACAGAAUAAUUUUUCGAGGCCAUUAUAUCGUUCGCAAAGUAGAGUCAAAUCCUUGUCGCUACGGAAAUCUUCUAACACAACGCAAGUGCAGAAUCACGGCGAGAAGACUGACGUAUUCGGAGGAUCUGAGCAGGCGCCUAAACUAUCACCUGUCUCGUCUUCGAAAGAAGACGCUGCAAGAGACCAACCUGGGACCUAUUCAGUGUCAGAGUCAGACGGGUCAACCCAAGUCCCGGAAUCACCUACUCCCAGAAGAGAGCCAAACAGGCUUCGGCAGAGGUAUUCACUCCGUGAGCAGCAUCAAAACAGCCCCUUUAGAGACGCAAAAGGGGUACAGUUUCAAUCAAUCCGCAGUCGGCGGGAUACCGUGAGGUCAGCAAAAGAAAACUCGAGGACUAGCUCGAUUCCUUCAUAUAGUAAUAUGGCCUUGGACGACCACACGAAGCUCCAAGAGCUCCGGUCAACUAUUAGCAGCAAGCGUAUGGUUGACAUGUUCUUGAACAGCCGACGCCAGCAAAAUACGACGUCCGAUAGCUCCGAGCCAGCAUUCUUAUAG